This is a messenger RNA of Cyprinus carpio (common carp), 1172 nucleotides long. RefSeq names its product caspase-3-like. Gene Ontology annotation, molecular function: cysteine-type endopeptidase activity. The record is from RefSeq and is a predicted model, not a curated record. NCBI's taxonomy places the organism in Eukaryota, Metazoa, Chordata, Actinopteri, Cypriniformes, Cyprinidae. Gene Ontology annotation, biological process: proteolysis. The transcript is spliced from 4 exons. Bases 101 to 901 code for a protein of 266 amino acids.
CUCAUAAAGUAAGCUCUCCUCAUUCACACACCGAUCAUACUGCAUUAGACCUCAGUGUUUGACAGGAGGGAGGUAAACUUCCUUUCACUGCAACAAGAGAAUGAAGAACAGGGCGUUGAUAGUGUCUGUGGAGAACUUCUGCUCAGAUGCUGAUCUGAACAAGAGGAACGGUGUGAAGAGAGACACUAGAAGACUUCACAAAAUCCUCACCAAUCUCGGCUUCUCUGUGGACAUCAGAACGGACAUCGACGCAAAUCAGAUCUAUGAAGCAUUUAAAGCAGAGAGCAAGACGACGGUUAAAGACUGUUUUGUGGGCGUCAUAUCCAGUCACGGUGAGGAGGGUGUUGUGUUUGGCGCUGACGGGCGUGCCGUGAAACUGGCCAAGAUCUACAGUUACUUCAGAGGCCCAUCAAUGGCAGAAAAGAGCAAAUUCUUCCUCAUCCAGGCUUGUCGAGGGCGUGUGUUGGAUGGAGGUGCGGAGAUGGAGGCAGAUUCUUCAUUCUCAGAGGAAGAGGACUGCAUGUCUGAGCUCUUUUCCAUUCCUAGUGACACAGCAGUCAUGUACGCCACAUCUCCAGGUUACGGUGCAUUCAUGCAUCCUCUGGGCUCGGUGUUGAUUCAAACCCUCUGUGAUUUGCUAGAAAAGGAAGGAGGUCCAGAUCUGGAGAUCACAAGACUUCUGACUCGACUGAACUACCAGGUGGCCUACAACUUUGAAUCCAGAGGGAGACUGUUGGGCGGCAAAAAGCAGAUGCCAUGUUUUGUGACCCGCUUCACCAGAGAGGUUUUCCCAUUUGGACAACCAGCAGCAGAUGAUCUGAGCUUGACCUUCACAGCAGCGCAGCUUAUCGAUGAACCCAGAAGGUCACGGAAGAGCUCCAUCAGAACAGAGACUGACUGACUCAUCUUAACUCUUCUAUAACAUCUCUCACAGUAUCUCACAGGAGACUGAUAAUGAAUCACAUAAAGUUUCGUGUACAGCAGGAAGUGAGCGGCUGGGAAAGUUGCAGGAUGUGAUGUGCUCUCUUAGCAUUCCAUUGAUGUUUUUUUUUGCUAGAGCUACCUCAUUAUGUAUAUAUUCUACUUAUUCUUAAUGUACACUACUGUUCAAAAGUUUUAGGUCAUUAAAAUUUUUUAUUGCUUUUGAAAGAAAAGUCUCUUCUGCUCACCAA